GAAGUCUUAUGUUUCCCCUUGCCUGGACCUUUUGACAGUGAGAGAAGUGCGUAUUUGUUUGCAAGAGUUGUGUGAUAGACAGUGACCUGUCUUCUGAAAAUAUCGGACAAUGGCCUCCAGCGGCGGAAUUCAGAUCCCGAGCCGUCUCCCGCUGCUGCUGUCCCAUGAAGGGGUGCUCCUCCCGGGCUCCACCGUCAGGUUCAGCGUGGACUCUCCACGGAACAUGCAGCUGGUCAGCCAGCGGCUGUUGAGGGGGACUUCUCUGAAAAGCACAAUCAUAGGAGUGAUUCCCAACACCAGAGACCCAGAGCACGACACCGACGACCUACCAACAUUGCAUAAGAUUGGUACAGCGGGAAUAGCAGUGCAGGUGGUGGGCAGCAACUGGCCAAAGCCCCACUACACCCUCCUCAUCACUGGAUUGUGCCGCUUUCGUGUAUCAAGUCUUCUUAAGGAGCGACCCUUUGUCCUUGCAGAGGUGGAGCAGCUGGAUAAACUUGAGCAGUACACGACCCCUUCUGGCACAGCAGAAGAUGGAGAGCUGGGGGAGCUGUCUCAGAAGUUCUACCAGGCUGCGUUACAGUUGUUAGGUAUGUUGGACAUAUCAGUUCCAGUGGUGGCUAAGUUCAGGCGUCUGUUGGACAGUCUGCCAAGGGAAACGCUACCUGAUGUGGUAGCCUCCAUGAUCCGAACCUCAAACAAGGAGAAACUACAGGUCCUGGAUGCAAUUACAUUGGAGGAGCGAUUUAAGAAGGCUCUGCCCAUGUUGACCAGACAGAUAGAGGGACUGAAACUGCUGCAGAAAACCAGGAAAAUAAGUCCUGACAACGAGAAGAGGGUGCUAUCGGUGCGCAAAGGUGGAAUUUUCCCGGGCCGGCAGUUCAGCCUGGAUGAGGAGGAUGAAGACGAGGAUGGCGAUGACACUGCGGCCUUGGAGAGGAAGGUCCAUGGGGCCAAGAUGCCUGAAGCUGCGCUUAGAGUUUGCCUCAAAGAACUCAAGAGACUGAAGAAGAUGCCUCAGUCCAUGCCUGAGUAUGCCCUGACCAGAAACUACUUGGAUCUGAUGGUAGAGUUGCCGUGGAGCAAAAGCACCAAAGAUUGCCUGGACAUCCAAGCUGCUCGCACUUUAUUGGACAACGAUCACUAUGCCAUGGACAAGCUGAAGAGACGCGUGCUGGAGUACUUGGCUGUUAGACAGCUGAAGACUUCCCUAAAGGGCCCCAUCCUCUGCUUCGUGGGGCCCCCAGGAGUCGGUAAGACCAGUGUGGGACGCUCCAUUGCCAGGACUCUUGGCAGAGAGUUUCACCGCAUCGCUUUGGGAGGCGUCUGUGACCAGUCUGACAUCCGAGGACACAGGCGCACAUAUGUCGGGAGCAUGCCGGGCCGCAUCAUCAAUGGUUUGAAGACGGUGGCCGUCAAUAAUCCAGUGUUCCUCCUGGACGAGGUAGAUAAGCUGGGGAAGAGCCUGCAAGGAGACCCUGCAGCUGCACUGCUGGAGGUUCUGGACCCGGAGCAGAACCACAGCUUCACAGACCAUUACCUCAACGUGGCCUUUGACCUCUCCCAAGUGCUCUUUAUUGCCACUGCAAACACCACGGCGACCAUUCCCCCUGCCCUGUUAGACAGGAUGGAGGUGCUGCAGGUACCAGGCUACACUCAGGAGGAGAAAGUGGAGAUAGCUCACCGUCACCUGAUCCCAAACCAGCUGGAGCAGCAUGGAUUAACUCCUCAACAGCUGCAUAUACCACAGGACACCACACAGAAUAUAAUCAGCAGAUACACCCGUGAGGCAGGUGUGCGCUCCCUAGAGAGGAAGCUCGGGGCGAUCUGCCGAGCUGUGGCAGUGAAGGUCGCUGAAGGUCACAGAGCCAACAAGACAGAGGCUUCAACCCCUGAGGGCCCAACACAGCAGGGGGACAAAGCAGCAGCGCCUCCUGAGAUGCCCAUAGUGAUCGACCACGUCGCCCUGAAAGACAUCCUGGGACCUCCUCUGUUUGAAAUGGAGGUCUCUGAGAGGCUCACCCUGCCUGGUGUGGCUGUGGGCCUGGCCUGGACCCCCCUUGGAGGAGAGAUCCUGUUCGUGGAGGCCAGUCGAAUGGAGGGAGAAGGUCAGCUCACUCUGACUGGUCAGCUGGGAGAUGUUAUGAAAGAAUCCGCCCAUCUGGCUAUCAGCUGGCUCAGAGCGAAUGCCAAAACCUACCAGCUCACCAACAUGGCGGGGGGUCCAGACCCGCUAGAAGGGACAGACAUCCACCUCCACUUCCCUGCUGGAGCUGUCACCAAGGAUGGUCCCUCUGCAGGUGUUACCAUAGUAACCUGCCUAGCAUCGCUGUUUAGCGGCAGAUUAGUCAGAUCAGACGUUGCCAUGACAGGAGAGAUCACGCUAAGAGGGCUGGUGCUGCCGGUGGGCGGGAUCAAAGACAAGGUCCUGGCGGCCCACAGGGCAGGAGUGAAGCGCGUCGUCAUCCCUAAACGCAAUGAGAAGGACCUGGAGGAGCUUCCAGCCAAUGUACGAGCCGACCUUGACUUCGUCACCGCCACAAACCUGAACGAGGUGCUGAAUGCUGCCUUCGAUGGAGGGUUUCCAGGAACAGCCAGUACCCACACACACCCUCAGCUGACCAGCAAACUGUAACACACUGAUAAAUGCACACACACAGUGACAAUGUGAAGUCCUAACAGAGGAGAGAGUGUGUCAGCAGCUUGGAGCCUAAUGAGUCUACUGAUAUGCAGUUGCAGAAAAUGAGUUAAUGCAGUUAAUGCGCACAGCUGUAAUCCUGACAGUCAUGUUAUUGUUUUAAGAUUCUUUGCUGUUGUGAUCUUUAUGAUCAGAUUAUUAUUUUCCUAUUGAA
Epinephelus lanceolatus (giant grouper) is the source of this 2852-nucleotide messenger RNA. RefSeq names its product lon peptidase 2, peroxisomal (gene lonp2). Gene Ontology annotation, biological process: protein catabolic process; protein quality control for misfolded or incompletely synthesized proteins. The record is from RefSeq and is a predicted model, not a curated record. Gene Ontology annotation, molecular function: ATP hydrolysis activity; serine-type endopeptidase activity; ATP binding. Lineage: Eukaryota; Metazoa; Chordata; Actinopteri; Perciformes; Serranidae.